GUCGAAGGAGGAGGGCUGGCAGCUGGGGGUGGUGCAUCAGGUUUCGAGGGCGCGGGCGGAGGACCUCCCGUGCAACAUCCAUUUCGUCGACCUCGAGCGGCGUUUCAACGUGUCGCCGUCGCCGGCGAAAUAUUGUACGGCGGUGGAUGGUCCGCCUGGCCCAUGGUGCUUUCUGGUGCACAUGCGGUCCGGGAGCGUCCGACGGAACGGGACCUGAGGGGUGCACUGUCGUGGUGGUAGGGGUGCGCUGUGGUGGAGAUUUCGUCGCGGUGGGCGAGGAGCGCUGUGAAGGAGGUUUUGUCGUGGUGGAUGGGGAGCGCUGUGGGAGCGAGACGGCACCUCGAGGAUUGUUCAAGGUGGAAGGGGAGAGCGUGACGGCGCUUCCUACGACUGCCUACGACCUCGUCGGCGCUUCGAGCACCUUCAAACGACUCCGUCGGCGCUUUCCCUAA
Molecule: messenger RNA, 452 nt
Organism: Ectocarpus sp. CCAP 1310/34
Lineage: Eukaryota; Phaeophyceae; Ectocarpales; Ectocarpaceae
Source: the annotation of a GenBank genome assembly